AAAAUAAUAAUGUAAAAAAUCUUGAAAGGGAUUUUACAUUUACUUACUGAAAAAUUGAAAUUGAACUCGUCAAAACUUGUUACAUUUCGUUUUCUCUCAGCUCCAUUUUUUGAUUUUAUUAUUCAAAAAGAAAGAAAAGCUUCAAUUUCAAUUCAAUGGGUUCUUCAACACGAUUGGCUAAGCUCAUUUCCACCAUUGCUUUUUCAGCUUAUUUCUUUAUCAUCAUUUUUCAAAUCCCCAUUUUCAGCGUUCCAUGCAGAAGGGGAAUCUGCAAGACACCGUUAGAAUUGACAUGUUCUCAAUUGAUUGCAAGUGAGGUGUUUCCACUUUUCAUAGUGAAAGCUCUUAUCUACCCAGGAUCCGUUGCAAAGGCUAUUUUCAAGCUGAAAACAAUCCCAAGUUACAGAAACCUGUUGCACAAUUUCAAUACAAGGACAAUCUCUGCCGUAUCAGAACUCCAACGCCUAGAGGUUCUUGCAGGAAGCUAUUUGGCUGUAGGAGGAGCAAUCUUGGGUCUGUUAAAACCAGGAAGAAUGGGACUUUUUGGAAUACUUCUUCUUAUGUGGGGUCUGAUUAGAGAACUCAUCAUGAUAGAAUCUGGUUUCAGUCAUGCAAAGGGUAUCCGAAUCUAUCCAACCAUUGUGUUUGCUCUAGUCUCAGCAUUCUUUUCCAUUAGAAGGGAUGUCAGAGAAUUAAUUCGUACCUUUAAUCUAAAGCAUGUUCGGAAGGCAAAACAUUUCUAAAUGAUUUGAAAAUUGAGAAUGGCAUACAUGUGUCAGCGUAUGCAUCCUUGAUGUAACAUGCUAGGAUGCUUGAAUCUUACAAAACAGGUAGGUAGCUAGGAAUACUUCUGCUUACUGUUAAAGGCAAUUUCAACCACAGGAAUACUAGACUUCUUGAUCUUAGGCUAGCCAUUGGAAAAUAUGCAGCAAAUUUUUUUGACAUACUAUUUGUGAAUGAGAAUGUGUUGGUUGACGAUAUUCAUAGCACCUGAUUUGACACGACAGAAUUUUUAAUAAGUGUACAAUGCAGCUUUGUGUGCACGAUUACUUCUUUCA
Medicago truncatula (barrel medic) is the source of this 1058-nucleotide messenger RNA. RefSeq lists its product as uncharacterized. The coding region runs from base 156 to 743 and encodes 195 amino acids. The transcript is spliced from 3 exons. The record is from RefSeq and is a predicted model, not a curated record. Lineage: Eukaryota; Viridiplantae; Streptophyta; Magnoliopsida; Fabales; Fabaceae.